AAGUCUCUAAGCAGCGUCAUCGCUUGGUAGUCGCUCGUAUUGAUCUUUAAUGGACCUAAUUCAGUCAGAAGCCAUGCGCUGUCGCCAAUUCUCCCAUGGAUUACACUCGGAGCAGCCACAAUUGGUAUAAAAUCCGCUGCCACCGUCCCUGUACACCGCAGGACGGAAACUAAUUGAAUGGCACUGCGCAUGUGUGCUAUGGUUGGAGUUUAUAUCCACAGACCACGCGUCGACCGAUCAAAACAAAUGGCGAAGUUGCUUGAGCGGGCGAGAAAGUUUCUCAAACGUGUCUCAACGGCCCGUCAAUGUUUCCAACGCGCAGACUAAUUCUCGAGCCAUCUUAGGCAAAUUGGAUGUACACCAUGGAACGGAUAAUUGUGUCUAUGAAUGAAAGCAACAGUUCGGAGCAAAACCUAUCCAGCCUUGACUUAAGUGGAUUACUGAGCAUCGAAAAUGAAACUCAUUUCACGUACGUGGAGAAUGUUCUCACAUCAAUUCUUGGUGCCAAGAGAAAGGAUCUGGCUUCCGUCACAGUCCUGACUGUGGUGUAUUGUGUGAUAUUUCUAACAGGGAUGAUAGGCAAUGUGAGCACCUGUAUAGUGAUAACAAGGAAUUCCUACAUGCAUACCGUCACAAACUAUUACCUUCUCUGCCUUGCAAUAUCGGAUGUGUUGACACUCAUCUUAGCCCUGCCUCCGGAGCUAUAUUCAUUCUGGGAAGCGUAUCCAUGGCGAUUCGGGGAACCAUUCUGUAUUUUCAAGUCUUUUCUCAUAGAGAUGACGUCCAAUGCGUCAGUAUUAACAAUUACGGGUUUUACAAUAGAACGUUACAUAGCAAUUUGCCACCCCAUUCGUGGACAAAGAACGUUUGGCUUGAGCCGGGCUGUGAAAUGUAUAUGUGUCAUCUGGGUAUUGUCAGGGGUGUGCGCAUUGCCCUACCCAAUAUACACCCGUGUGUUCUACUUUGUGACUGACCCAAGAACAGGGGAGCCAAUCAAAGACUCUCUCCUGUGCAACAUACCGCGCCAGUGGCAGACAAAGAUGACGUAUAUGUUUCAGGUUUCAACGUUUGUGUUUUUCGUCCUGCCAAUGACUGUGAUAACGAUGAUGUAUAUAAUGAUUGGGAUGAAGCUGAGGAAGUCGGAGAUAGCGUCAGCAAUGUACAUGCAAUCACAUUCUGGGAAAACAGCAGCCGCUCGAGCCAGGAAAGCCGUGCUCAAAAUGCUAGUCGCAGUAGUUGUCGCCUUCUUCAUCUGCUGGGCGCCCUUUCACGCCCAGAGACUGAUGACCCUGUACAUUAAACACGAGCAGUGGACCCCAGAGUUGCUUCUGGUACAAAGCCAUUUGUUCUACGUCUCAGGUGUGCUAUAUUUUCUUAGCUCAACCGUCAAUCCCAUAUUAUACAACCUUCUGUCUCGAAAGUUUCGUCAAGCAUCGAAGCGGACCCUAUGUCGUUGUUGCUUAGAUUUGGAGUCUCUUCCCGCCUUUUAUAAAUUGAAAGCAAAAUUCAUUGGACGUGCUGAAAUGACGACGUCGUCGAAGAGCGAAAGGAGAUAUCUAGAUCCAGAGAAGCCCAUACGGAUGGCGAAGUUUACAAACGUUGAGUACAGAAAGGCAAAUCCUACACCAGGAUACCCUUCCACUAAAGAAACCUCCAUGCGGCAAUACACGCCCUCUACUUCCUCUUCCUCUGCGCAUGCGCAUUCAGAUGGAAGACUGUAUCUUCUAUGUCGCCAUAAGUAUUGCUCAAGUAGGAGAGCUAGAUUGAAUAAUGAGCAAACGAAGCACCAUCGAAGGUUCAAUGGUUCCUAUCCAAAUAUUGAAGAUCAAAGGGUUCCAUCGGAUUACCGUCGAUGUUUGUUGAUGUCGUCGGCUGUUGACAACUGGAGAACAGAACGUGAUAAAGGCAAAGAUUUGUUUGUUUUGUAAGGAUGUGUUUACAGAGACGACUAUUUUCUGAAAACAGCCGCUAACUAGUGGACAGAUUACAUUCCAAAUAUAUAUUUUUCUUUCUGACACUGUUGCUGAUUUUGUAGCGCCAUGUGAUUCGUGUCAUGCUUGAAAUGGCAUUGUUGAUUUUUGAAAAAGAAACAUUUUUCA
Molecule: messenger RNA, 2099 nt
Organism: Haliotis rubra (blacklip abalone)
Lineage: Eukaryota; Metazoa; Mollusca; Gastropoda; Lepetellida; Haliotidae
Product: pyrokinin-1 receptor-like
Exons: 4
Coding region: 354-1928 (524 amino acids)
Biological process (GO): neuropeptide signaling pathway
Cellular component (GO): plasma membrane
Molecular function (GO): neuromedin U receptor activity
Source: RefSeq, a predicted model, not a curated record